Molecule: messenger RNA, 1599 nt
Organism: Lottia gigantea (owl limpet)
Lineage: Eukaryota; Metazoa; Mollusca; Gastropoda; Lottiidae
Exons: 7
Coding region: 172-1017 (281 amino acids)
Source: RefSeq, a predicted model, not a curated record
AGUAGGUCAGAGCAGUGAACGGAAGGCUUGAAUUACCAGCAAAGAAGACAGCAAAUGGAUGAAAACGGCUGUGCUCUGAAGAUACUUUCACCUCUGUAUAAAAUCUAAUAAUGAAGAAACGGUUCUGGUAUUCUGGUGAUAGAUGAUGCCAAAAGCAUUUAGUUCUGAACAAUGAAAUCUGCAGAUUUGAACCGGUUAUUAUUAGUGGUAAUUGUUUUAAAUUAUGCUAAUCUGAAAGUCAUUAGUGGCAAUGACGUCGCUUCGUCUGCAGCGACAUCCCUGUCUAGUCCGCAAGGGACAUUUACAGCCGCUGCAUCAACUUCUGCUCUAACAACUUCACCUUUUACUCAACCUGAAACAACCACUACAAUUUCAAGUACAGCUAACACAACUCCAGUUCCUACGACUACACCUUUGACUACUCCCACGACUACUCCAUCAACUACUACUCCAACAAUUCCACCAACAAUUCUGAAUACGACCGAAGCUCCUACUACCACUACUACUAUCCUAACGACUACAACGACUACAACGACUACUCCAUCUCCGACUCCUUCUCCGACCUCGCCACCAACUACAACUAUCGUAGCCACUACUACUACGCAAGCCCAGACUACUUCUACUGCCAAACCAACCACGAUUGAGGAAAAUGAGGCUUAUCCACCAUCCAAUGACGUGGGUGAAAAGAUUUAUGAAGAAAAGGUAAUGCAACUUGAGCGAGAAAAUGAAAGGUUGAAAAUUGCAGUCGGUGUUUUAGCAGCUAUAAUUAUCGUAACAGUAUUAUUUGUUUUACUAAUCAUAUAUUUAAGGAAAAGAAAUAGUGUUGAGCUGAGAACGUCUGAAAAGCCAAAUCGUCCAAUAUAUUUUCGACCAGUGAGUAAUUUCAAAAAGACGCCACCUAUUGACCCGGCUUUAGAAUACCUCCAUGAUGAUAGACUAUUUGUCAAUGACUUAGAUAAAGAGAUGGAGACGUUUAGAUUAAACCGUGGAACCAACCAAAUGACCAGUGAACUGUAGUUUGGUUAAACUGCAACAAAAAAAUGUAUAUCACAUUUGAAUAUCAGUGUCGCACCGUAUCAAUGACAAUUCAAUUGCGUCGUUUUUUAACGUGAAUUAUGGUGGGAAUAAUAUGCGGUUUUGUUUUCCAAUAUUGGAUUUUGAAUGGAGUGAAUCAUUAUCUGGAAUCGACAUAUUGAAAGCAGGGAAACUCUUUGAGUCCAUGUGGGAUGAUCUUCAGUUCUGAAUGAUCCCCGAACGCGGGUACCAUUUGACUUGAAUUAGAAAACGAACACAUUCCAAGUUCCAUUAAAAUACUCUCCAACUGCCGUUUGCGAAAAUGUGUAAGUAGGGUGAAUGCUACCAAUAUGUGUAAAUAUAUAUUUAUUCAACCUUCUAAACACCAACAAAGAGAUUGAAUUAAUACCCUAAUCUUGUAUAUACUUGCAUUGUGCCAUAGAAAAAUGUGAUGUGUGGGUGGUAUGGAAAUUGAAUGUACCAGAAUGGACCAAACUAAACCAAAAGCAUUAAAGCACCAUACCAUACUAACAUGACGUAGUAACGAUUUUAACCACUACGUGUUUUUUCAAUAAAAUUGCUUUG